UGCUGCUCCGGCAUCAUGUCCGACAAUGAGAUGGCGACAAUGAAAGAGUCGCAAGCUGUGUUCAAGAAGCUUCUCCAGGACCCUGCCAACAAGGUCUGCUUCGACUGCAACACCAAGUCGCCGACGUGGUCGUCGGUCACGUUUGGCGUGUAUCUGUGCAUCGACUGCUCGGCCAUCCACCGCAACAUGGGAGUGCACCUUACGUUUGUGCGGUCGACGCAGCUCGAUCUGUGGAGCUACAAGCAGCUGAAGAUGAUGCAAGUGGGCGGGAACCAGAAGGCUGCGACGUUUUUCCGCAAGCACGGCAUGGCCAACGAGACCAAGCACCUGAAGAAGUACUCGUCGCGCGCCGCCAUGAUGUACAAGGAAGCACUCAAGGCUGAGGCGGCGAAGCUGCCGUCGGCAUUCACGACGGCAAUCAAGGCCGAGGCCGAGGCGCCCGAGGCGCCGUCGAACAACUCGGUCGACUUUUUCGAGGCCGCCUUUUCUGAGGCCAACUGGUCGCCGCGGGUCGGCGGUUCGACGACUCCGUCGCCGGCAUCGUCGUUGGCGGCGUCGGGCACAACCUCACCGGUGCCAGCGUUUCCGACCGAGACGACCGCGACCGCGACCGCGACCGCGCCGGCCGCCUCGGCGGCCGACGGCUCGGCCGCCUUUGCCGCUAUCGGCACGGCUCCGGCAGCGUCCGGCUCGGCGCAGCCGUCGCUGCUGACGGCCUCGUCGCUUGGGUCCAAGCCGCGCGCCCGCCGCAACCGCUCGCGCCUCGGCGCCAAGAAGCUCGGCGCGAGCAAGGCGGGCGGCCUCGGCGCGCGCCCGGUCGCCUCGCUCGGCGCCCAGAAGGUCGCUGUCGCCUCGUUUGACGACAUCCAGGAGGCCAAGGCCGCUCCGCCGCCGGCCACCCCGCCGCCGACCUCAUCGUCGCUCUUUGGGUCGUCGGCCGCUGCCGCCGACGCCGGCCACCCAUCCGCCCUCUCUAUGACCACCUCCACCACUGCCGCGUCCGGCGCUGCGGCCUCGGUCUCCGAGUCUGCCGCCGCCGCCGCCCGCGCCGCUGAGGAGGAGGAGCGCCGCAAGCUCAUGUUCGAGCGCAUUUCGGCCAUGGGUACCACCGACACCCGAACCUCGUUUGACGACAAGAAAAAGGCCGCAAAGUCGGUCUCGUCGGUCGAUAACGCGCCCAACAUUGCUCGCGCCCGCUUCGGCAACGCCACUUCGAUCUCCUCCUCCGACUUUUUCGAGGACCAGAUGGAGCCGUCAGCCCAUGCAACGCGCAUCUCGCAGUUCUCUGGCGCUGCCGCCAUCUCCUCGGACGCCUACUUUGGCCGCGAGUCGUCCGCCGCAGCCGCCGGCGGCGCCGACCCGUCGGCGUCGGACCUUGCCGCCCGCCUGGCCUCGCAGGCCAAGUCCGACAUCUCCUCGCUCGGCACCCAGCUCUCGUCGUUCAUCAACGACAUCCAGACAAGGUAUGCGUAACGCAGUGUUGUCUGCCACUCGUACCGCCGAUAAAGUAGUCUCUGCCCCG
This is a messenger RNA of Thecamonas trahens ATCC 50062, 1522 nucleotides long. Its product is annotated as GTPase-activating protein ZNF289. The transcript is spliced from 2 exons. Lineage: Eukaryota; Apusomonadida; Apusomonadidae. Gene Ontology annotation, biological process: COPI coating of Golgi vesicle. The coding region runs from base 16 to 1473 and encodes 485 amino acids. The record is from RefSeq and is a predicted model, not a curated record. Gene Ontology annotation, molecular function: GTPase activator activity.